Haliotis rubra (blacklip abalone) is the source of this 999-nucleotide messenger RNA. Its product is annotated as mucin-4-like. NCBI's taxonomy places the organism in Eukaryota, Metazoa, Mollusca, Gastropoda, Lepetellida, Haliotidae. The transcript is spliced from 3 exons. The coding region runs from base 1 to 999 and encodes 332 amino acids. The record is from RefSeq and is a predicted model, not a curated record.
AUGUCAUCUUUCGUCCUGUUUCAACACAUGCAAACAGGUCACAGCCGCUCAGUGUCCACAGGUCACAGCAGCUCAGUGUCCACAGGUCACAGCCGUUCAGUGUCCACAGGUCACAGCCGCUCAGUGUCCACAGGUCACAGCCGUUCAGUGUCCACAGGUCACAGCCGUUCAGUGUCCACAGGUCACAGCCGCUCAGUGUCCACAGGUCACAGCCGUUCAGUGUCCACAGGUCACAGCCGCUCAGUGUCCACAGGUCACAGCCGUUCAGUGGCCACAGGUCACAGCCGCUCAGUGUCCACAGGUCACAGCCGCUCAGUGUCCACAUAUCACAGCCGCUCAGUGUCCACAGGUCACAGCCGUUCAGCGGCCACAGGUCACAGCCGCUCAGUGUCCACAGGUCACAGCCGCUCAGUGUCCACAGGUCACAGCCGUUCAGUGUCCACAGGUCACAGCCGUUCAGUGGCCACAGGUCACAGCCGCUCAGUGUCCACAGGUCACAGCCGCUCAGUGUCCACAUAUCACAGCCGCUCAGUGUCCACAGGUCACAGCCGUUCAGCGGCCACAGGUCACAGCCGCUCAGUGUCCACAGGUCACAGCCGCUCAGUGUCCACAGGUCACAGCCGUUCAGUGUCCACAGGUCACAGCCGUUCAGUGUCCACAGGUCACAGCCGUUCAGUGUCCACAGGUCACAGCCGCUCAGUGUCCACAGGUCACAGCCGCUCAGUGUCCACAAGUCACAGCCGCUCAGUGUCCACAGGUCACAGCCGUUCAGUAACCAGGGGAGAGAUGUAUCAAGGGAAGAUGGCGUGGGUGUCUGACCGAGUAAUCAUGGAAUGUCCAAGCAAAGCUACUGAGUCAGGGUUGUACCGGAUCAUCCUUGCACAAGGCCGCCUGCAGCUCAUCAGACUAAGUCCGUCAAAUCAACAUGGCCAUAAGGUCACCCAUCUCACGCCAUGUCACCCAUCUCACGCCAUGUCACGCCAUGUCAUGCCACGCUAG